AAAAAAAAUGGUGCUGAAGGGGAAGCGAGAAGAGCCAACCAACAGGCUCCGAGGAAACAUGAUUACAAAGGGAAAGGUAUUGCCUAUGAGGGUGCAAAGCAAGAAGGCUCUUCAAAGGUGGGUCCGGGAAGAAGGUACAGGGAACAAGGAAGAACAGCCUCAAGAUAUGUGAGGCAGGGAGGAGGUGGGGCGUCAUUUGGAUGCUUAACACAAACUUAUGUUAGAGGCAUUGUCGAGUGGGGGUCAGAAGGAGACAUCAGAUCUAAGGCAAGGAAGGUUCUUCACUUUGAGGAGCCUACUCCUCCUCUGGUAGAACAAGGAAAUGAAGGAGAUAGGAGUGCUGUUGUGGUCAGUGUGCAGGGGAAUGACAUGGAUCUUCCGGGGCUAUCAAAUAGGGAUGCUGCGACGGUUGCUUUGGGUGCUGAAACCACCGUAGGAGAUGAGGAGAUGAGGGCGAUUGUAUCACCGGUUAAGCAGGUGGGUCAUGAAAGUAUACAGGCUGGUGGGAAGAAAGUGGAGGAGGAGGCACCAAAUGAAUGUCUAGACGAUGAGAAGAUGGAGGAUGAGCUUUUAGCAGAGAAGGGUAUGGAGUUGGUCCAGGAUAUCGAUGACCAGAUGAAGGAUACAGAGAUGGUGGUGGCUGCAGAUAACGAUUUGGAGGGAUAA
Messenger RNA from Eruca vesicaria subsp. sativa (arugula), 666 nucleotides. The record is from the annotation of a GenBank genome assembly. NCBI's taxonomy places the organism in Eukaryota, Viridiplantae, Streptophyta, Magnoliopsida, Brassicales, Brassicaceae.